CUUGUUUGCUCGAUUUCAAGCUUCCUUUCAAUCAGUCCCGCGUUCCGUUUGUCUUUUCCUUGCAUCCACGCUUCUCUUGACUUCCUUCCAUCCCUCCUCUCUUCUGUCCUUCUCCCCUUUCCUUUCUCUCUCUUCCUUCCUUUCACACAUUCGGUAUUUUCUUGUUUUCUUCCGUUCGUGCCAUCACCUCCCUUUCUUUCCAAAAUAAGUCACUUCAAAAAAAGUCUGUACUUUUGUCUCUCAUUGUUUUUGUCAGUGUGAGUGUUUGAAAAACGUGCAAUACGCGGGGAAGAGGCGCACGUGUUCGAAUAGCCCCCCCCUCGCUUUUGGGGGGGGGGGUUAUUUCUUCUUUUCAAUGUCAGCGUUUGGCCUCCUUCCGGUCAGCGAACGCCCACGCGAAUGACCCGGAUGUCUUUGAACUCGUUCUCACACGAAAUGAGUCGAGUUUUACAGACGAGUGGAAAAUGUCGCACGUGCUGACCGUGACUUUGGGCCACUCGUGACUCGGCUCGGACCAGUUUGAGCGACAAGCCCGCAGGCGUGCUUUUAAGGUCCGGCUCGGUCGCGGUGCGCGUGGACGGUGUCAUGCUGCCGCCACGUGUUGACGCUCGAGGAAGGAAGAGCCAAGUCGGAACGAGGCGGGGGGGGUGGACUUCAUCUCACUCACUUGCCCCCGCUCCCGGAUCGAAACAGACGCCGAUAUUUUCGCGACUCGGACCCGCCACAAGCCAACUUUGAGUCCAGAGACGACGACCUCAAUUGACGUGGAACUUCGGCUCGAGUCGACUUCAGCCACCCCCCCCCCGCGUCUUUAAAAAGUUGUUCCCGGUGAGUUCUUUUCGAGAAUUCCACCAGUCACCCCCACUCCGCAAUUAAAAAAAACAAAACAUUUAAACCGGCCCAUGUGCCGUUUUAAACUGCUCGCACACGCGCCGACGAGCUCGCCAUGAAGGACGAGUCAGACGAGAAGAAGCCCGGCGAGGAGCCAGCCAAGCUGGAGUCCGGGGAAGGGCCGGAGGGUCUCCAGCGGCUCGCCGGUCCGAGUGAACCCGCCUCGGUCGACGGAGUUUGGGAGACGCGAUUGUACAAGCGUCGCUGGGUCAUGGUGCUCCUUUUCAGCUCCUACUCGCUGUGCAACUCGUACCAGUGGAUCCAGUACGGCAUCAUCAACAACAUCUUCAUGAAGUUCUACCAAGUGGACGCCUUCACCAUCGACUGGAUGUCCAUGAUCUACAUGCUCACCUACAUCCCCUUCAUCUUCCCGGUGACGUGGCUGCUGGACAAGAAGGGGCUGCGGGUGGUCGCCCUGGCCGCCACCGCGCUCAACUGCGCCGGGACGUGGUUCAAGGUGGGCAGCGUCCAGCGGCACCUGUUCGCCGUCACCUUCCUGGGUCAGUUCUGCUGCUCCCUGGCCCAGGUCUUCAUCCUGGGCAUGCCGUCCAGGAUCGCCUCUGUCUGGUUCGGAUCCAACGAGGUGUCCACCGCCUGCUCCAUCGGCGUCUUUGGAAACCAGCUCGGUAUCGCCAUCGGGUUCCUGGUGCCCCCCAUCCUGGUGCCCAAUGUGGACGACAUGGACGAGCUGGCCCACCACAUCAGCAUCAUGUUCUACAUCACCGCCGGCGUGGCCACCUUCCUCUUCAUCCUCGUCGUCUUGGUCUUCCAGGAGCGUCCCAAGCUUCCCCCGACUCAGGCUCAGGCCACGGCUCGACGCAUCCCGCCCGAGCAGUAUUCCUACACGGCCUCCGUUCUCCGGCUUCUCCGCAACAGGCCCUUCAUCCUGCUCAUCGUCACGUACGGCUUGAACGUGGGCUCUUUCUAUGCCGUUGGCACCUUGCUGAACCGCAUGAUCAUCGAACACUACCCGGGCGAAGAGGUGAACGCGGGCCGCAUCGGCCUCACCAUCGUCAUCGCCGGCAUGGUGGGCUCCCUCAUCUGCGGCGUGUGGUUGGACCGCACCAAGACGUACAAGCAGACUACCCUGGCCGUGUACUUCAUGUCGCUGGUGGGGAUGGUCGUGUACGCCGCCACGCUCGGCCUCGGCCACCUUUGGGUCGUCUUCAUCACCGCCGGAGUUCUCGGGUUCUUCAUGACAGGCUACCUGCCGCUGGGCUUUGAGUAUGCCGUUGAGCUGACCUAUCCCGAGUCGGAGGGAACGUCCUCCGGACUCCUCAACUGCUCUGCGCAGGUCUUUGGCAUCAUUUUCACCAUCUGCCAAGGCAAACUCAUCGACAACUUUGGCACGCUGCCGGGAAACAUCUUCCUGUGCGUCUUCCUCCUGGUGGGCACCGUCAUGACAGGCUUCAUCAAGUCGGAUCUGCGGCGGCAGAAAGCCAACGUGUCGGCCAAAGCGGAAGCGGAGGCGAUGACGUCGGGACCAGAAUACGGCGCCGCGACCUUAAUCUCCGGAUCUCAGACUCCGCCUCCACUCUAAAGCCUUCUGUAAACAAACAAACAAACAAAACAAAACAAACAAACACGCCCCCCCCCCUCCAGAAAAAAAAAAUUCUCUGGAAAUCAUAGCGCCGCCUGCAGACGCACCGAGGGACCAUCUGAGUGCCCGAAAGGGGGCUUGUCCGCGCGCGCCGUCUUCCAAGAAGCCAAGUUUUAAACGACAAGUAGCACACUUUACAUCAGACAGCAGCAAAAUUAUUCUCCUUUUUUUUUUUGUUUGUCACAGCAAUCGGAUGUUCAAUUCAGAUUUCCUCUAACAUGACUUAACGAAUUCAUGUCACCGUGUUUUUAUACCUACAUGUAUUAAAUUGCUCUGACGAUUUUA
Messenger RNA from Hippocampus comes (tiger tail seahorse), 2776 nucleotides. RefSeq names its product FLVCR choline and putative heme transporter 2b (gene flvcr2b). NCBI's taxonomy places the organism in Eukaryota, Metazoa, Chordata, Actinopteri, Syngnathiformes, Syngnathidae. Gene Ontology annotation, cellular component: membrane. The transcript is spliced from 11 exons. Gene Ontology annotation, molecular function: heme transmembrane transporter activity; heme binding. Bases 947 to 2431 code for a protein of 494 amino acids. The record is from RefSeq and is a predicted model, not a curated record. Gene Ontology annotation, biological process: transmembrane transport; heme export.